AUGUUUCUUAUGAAACCUUAAACCCCAACAUUCGGAGAUAAAAAUAAUUCAAGAAAACCUUAGAUUUAGAUCAAUGAAAUAAAUAGUAAUUCUCGCUUUUAUAGUAUCCCUACUCGCUAGACAAAUGCCCAAAGCAGAAGUUCAUCUUAGAGAAAAAAAAAAGAUUAAAUGAUUAAAAAAUGGAAGGAACUUUAUGAUGAACAAACCAAUUUUUACAUGAGAUUGUUGAAAGUCAAUAACAUUGAAUUAAUUGAGUUACCUAAGUUUUAACUAUAAAAAUGA
Messenger RNA from Paramecium tetraurelia, 282 nucleotides. RefSeq lists its product as uncharacterized. The record is from RefSeq and is a predicted model, not a curated record. The transcript has 2 exons. NCBI's taxonomy places the organism in Eukaryota, Ciliophora, Oligohymenophorea, Peniculida, Parameciidae.